UCUUGUCUUAAAUUUUGGAAGCUCUAUAGAAACUAAUCUCUCCCUCUCUCUCCCGGAUACACUCACAAUCAAACUCAUAGAGUGUCUGUGUACAUCAGUUCAUAUGUGAAGUGAAUAGAAUUAUUCUCGUGCUAUAUACAGCCACCAUCUUUGCGGACAAACAAUCUACAUUUUUUCUUUAUUUGAUUGAAAUGCCAAUCUCAAUAUAUUUGCAUCAUUGCAUGUGGACAUUGAUGAUUUUUCAGUUUUAUUUUUGCUCCUCUCUAGGUAAUUUUCUUGAUCUUCCUUUUAUUUUGGUAAUUUUGAAGAAAGAAAGCAAAUGAAGAAAUCAGUAUCCGAACAGAGCUUGUACAUUGAAAGUGACGAAGAGGAUCAUGAGGAGAAGCCAUAUGAUGCAGGUGGAGAUGAACAAGAUGGGAAUGAUUCCGAUUUCUCCAAUUACUCCAAUGAUAAUAAGAAUAGCCACCAAAGCAAGCCCAAUUCAUACAAUACCUCUUGGCCUCAAAGUUACAGGCAAUCAAUUGAUCUAUACAGUAGUGUUCCAUCUCCAAGUCUUAAUUUUCUCGGGACACCAUCUUUGCCUAAAAGUUCAUACCUUUCCUCAUCCCUUACGAGGAGACGCACUCCAGAGAUAUUACCUUCUCUGGGCAAACCUCUCUUAUCUGAAGUGGAGGAUGAGAAAUUUCCACCACAAAGGCGUAGUUCGCAUUCUCUAUUGCCACCUAUACCGUCAAAGAAGUCAGGAAUAAAAAAAGGGAGUCUCGAUGAGAAAGAGGCCAAGGUCUCUGAUGAACUUCCAAUUUCUCGCCAGAGCUCAUACGGUCAAGCUGUGUUAAAUGGCAUGAAUGUUCUAUGUGGAGUUGGAGUCUUUUCUACUCCAUAUGCUGUCAAAGAAGGAGGGUGGCUCGGGAUUUCUGUACUGCUGACUUUCGCUGUGCUUUCUUACUACACUGGAAUUCUCUUAAGAUACUGCUUGGACAGCCAACCGGGAAUUGAAACGUACCCAGACAUCGGCCAGGCUGCAUUCGGUAAAGUGGGGCGAAUUGCAAUAUCUAUAAUUUUAUACGUGGAGUUAUAUGCUUGUUGCAUUGAAUUCAUUAUUUUGGAGAGCGAUAACUUGUCAUCUUUAUUUCCAAAUGUACAUUUAAGCAUUGGAGGAUUCGAAUUAAACUCUCAUCAUUUCUUUGCAUUGAUGACCGCCCUGGCCAUUCUUCCUACUGUUUGGUUGCGUGACCUGAGUAUUCUCAGCUAUAUAUCCGCUGGAGGAGUCAUUGCAUCGGUGUUGGUGGUUGCUUGCUUGUUCUGGGUUGGUUUAGUGGAUAAAAUUGGCUUUCAGACGAACGGGACAAUGCUGAACCUUUCCACUCUCCCGGUUUCUAUAGGUCUCUAUGGUUAUUGCUACUCGGGGCAUGCUGUUUUUCCUAAUAUCUAUACCUCAAUGGAAAAACCUAACCAGUAUCCUGCGGUCCUCCUGACAAGUUUUGGCAUCUCUACGUUGCUGUAUACCGGAGUUGCUAUAUUGGGAUACAUGAUGUUUGGAGAAUCAACAGAGUCACAAUUCACCCUCAACAUGCCUCAAGAUUUAGUUGCAUCAAAAAUUGCUGUUUGGACCACAGUAGUCAAUCCAUUUACAAAAUAUGCAUUAACAAUGUCUCCAGUGGCAAUGAGUCUGGAAGAAUUGAUACUAUCAAACCACAAAAAGUCUCGUAUAUAUUCUAUACUCAUAAGAACUGCAUUGGUAAUGUCUACAUUGCUUGUUGCUCUCAGCAUCCCCUUCUUCGGUCUGGUGAUGGCAUUCAUUGGAUCUUUACUCACAAUGCUAGUUACGUUGAUUCUUCCAUGUGCAUGUUACCUCAGCAUCUUAAGGGGUAAAAUAAAUCUCUUUCAGGGCUCUGUUUGUAUCUUGAUCAUUGUACUUGGAGUCAUAGCAUCAGGUUUCGGUACCUAUUCAGCCGUCUCUAAAAUUAUCGAGAACUUAAGUUGAUCUUUUCGUGUGAAAUUGUCUUGGUAGGUAUUUUGGAGGAGAUAAUAUGUACACUAGUGAAAGACGCAUGUAUUUUUAGCUUUCUUCGAUCUCAAAUUAGUUUAUGAAUUCUUGAUUGCAAUACAAAGAAUGCAUGACAAUCACAUACUGGGAUGAUAAAUUGUAUUGGUCCCUCGAAAUCUUCAUGAGAUCUUUUACCGGUUCAAAAUUUCAA
Olea europaea var. sylvestris is the source of this 2198-nucleotide messenger RNA. Its product is annotated as amino acid transporter AVT1C-like. The record is from RefSeq and is a predicted model, not a curated record. Gene Ontology annotation, cellular component: plasma membrane. The transcript is spliced from 12 exons. NCBI's taxonomy places the organism in Eukaryota, Viridiplantae, Streptophyta, Magnoliopsida, Lamiales, Oleaceae. Bases 320 to 1984 code for a protein of 554 amino acids.